AUGCCUGCACCUGGGAAACUGAGCCUCGAGGAGCGGAGAAAAGGUGAAGUUGCUCUGAGUGAGUUCGCCGAGUAUGCCGAACAGCAGCAGGCCCACCGCUCCGGCCAAGUUGCGCCCAGCGAUAGCGGAUAUUCCACCGCGAGUGUAUCGCACGAUAUCGAAGACCAUGCAGAGCUCGAUAUUCUGGACCAGCUCGGGCUGUCCGAUGCCCCUCGGACAGCCAAACUAAAGGAGCUCCUGCUGGGCACAGGCGAUGCUCUCGAAGAUAACCUGCAGGUGCUUGCAGGGAUAUUGCAAACGCGCAUCGAUGAAGGCCAGGGGGAAACCAUAUUUGAUCUCGGGCUAGAGGAUGGCGGCGAUACCAUGGGCUUCGACCUCGAGCAGUGGAACACGGCGCUACGGCGCUUGCGCGAGGCGGCCGAGACUAUCCCCGCCCAUUGCAGGGUCCUGCUGACCUACAAUGUGGGGGGUCCUGAAGAGUCCGCAGUCAACAGUGCCCGGAUCCAGGGUGCUUGGGGUAAAGUCCUGGUGCGCCAUCACGUUGAUAACGUGGAGGAGAUGGCGGAGCUCCGGAUUGCCGUCGUAGGGAAUGUUGAUGCUGGAAAGAGCACUAUGCUCGGUGUACUCGUGAAAGGCAACCUGGACGAUGGACGUGGUCGUGCGAGAGUCAACCUCUUUCGCCACAAGCACGAGAUUGAAAGUGGGCGUACCAGCUCCGUCGGGCUGGAGAUCAUGGGCUUUGACAGCCGAGGUGAAAUCGUGGGCAAUUCGCAAGGCCGUAAGCUGUCAUGGGAGGAGAUCGGUAAGCGCUCUGCUAAGGUGAUCUCCUUCUCUGACCUGGCGGGCCACGAGCGGUACCUGCGCACCACUGUCUUCGGUAUGCUGAGCAGCAGUCCUAACUACUGCUUGCUGAUGGUCGCCGCCAAUAACGGCCUCAUCGGAAUGAGCAAGGAGCAUCUUGGAAUUGCCUUGGCCCUCAAUGUACCUGUCAUGGUCAUUGUCACCAAGAUCGACAUAUGCCCGGCCCAUAUUCUCCAGGAGACCUUGUCUCAACUGACAAAGAUUCUCAAGUCUCCUGGGGCUCGCAAAAUCCCAAUAUUCGUCAAGGAUAUGGAGGAAACUAUCAACACUGCCACGCAGUUUGUCAGCCAGCGGAUAUGCCCUAUCUUCCAAGUUUCCAACGUUACCGGUCAGAAUCUCGACCUAGUGCGGACGUUCCUGAACGUUCUGCCUCACCGUGGUCAGUACGAUGCCGAAGGAUCGUUUGAAUUUAUCAUCAACGAUAUCUUCUCCGUCCCUCAUGUGGGGACCGUUGUCUCCGGUGUAGUCAAGUCCGGUGUCAUUCAUGCGGGAGACACGGUCGUCGUUGGACCUGACUCGCUUGGCCAGUUCACGACCACAGCCAUCAGAUCUAUUGAGCGGAAACGCAUUCAGGUGAAUGCCUGUUUUGCGGGUCAAUCCGGAUCUUUCGCACUAAAGCGUGUCCGCCGCAAGGAAGUACGCAAAGGCAUGGUGGUGUUGAAGAAGAUGGAGGAACCCCCGAAGGUGUAUCGUGAAUUUGUCGCGGAAGUUCUGAUUCUCUCGCAUCCAACUACUAUCAAGCCGAAAUACCAGGCCAUGCUACAUGUUGGGGCGGUCAGUCAGACUUGUUCAGUCAUUGACAUAGACCGUCCUUUCAUAAGAACUGGUGAUCGAGCCUUGGUUGCAUUCAGAUUCGUCCAACGCCCUGAAUUCCUUACACCUGGAGACCGUGUGAUCUUCCGUGAGGGCAAAACGAAAGGACUUGGGAUUGUGAAAAGUCUCGGCUAUGACAGUUCAAAUCCAUUGAAUCCAAAAGCCGACGAGGGAUCAACCACCCCCAAACCCUCAAUAUCUCACGGCUAA
This is a messenger RNA of Penicillium bovifimosum, 1884 nucleotides long. Its product is annotated as putative GTP binding protein (GTPBP1). The record is from RefSeq and is a predicted model, not a curated record. The transcript is spliced from 3 exons. NCBI's taxonomy places the organism in Eukaryota, Fungi, Ascomycota, Eurotiomycetes, Eurotiales, Aspergillaceae. Gene Ontology annotation, molecular function: translation elongation factor activity; GTPase activity; GTP binding. Bases 1 to 1884 code for a protein of 627 amino acids. Gene Ontology annotation, biological process: translational elongation.